Nilaparvata lugens (brown planthopper) is the source of this 2751-nucleotide messenger RNA. RefSeq lists its product as uncharacterized. The record is from RefSeq and is a predicted model, not a curated record. The transcript is spliced from 2 exons. Bases 448 to 1995 code for a protein of 515 amino acids. NCBI's taxonomy places the organism in Eukaryota, Metazoa, Arthropoda, Insecta, Hemiptera, Delphacidae.
GGACAAGUGCACUGUAUUGAGAAACUGAGAAUAGUUUUUACAAGUUCAGUACUGUAUUUCAGUUGUUGUUAUUGUCAUCUUGAGACUCACUAUCUGACUUUGUGAUUAGUUAACAUUGUGUUUCGGACUGUGUUCUUUGCGACUCAACGAUCAGCUGCUUGUUGAAUACCGGUAUCUCUUGUUUACUCGUGCGGUCGCCUAGCAACUAACCUUUGCUUGUAACCAAUCAACGAUUGAGACAAUUCAAAGUCUGCAGGCGGAUUUGUUUGAAUCUCUGUGCUUUCCAAUUGCUGUUUUUUAUGAAGGUUAUUCUUGUUUCACUGAACAAUAUACAUGAUAACAAUAUCAUUGUUUAUCAGCAAUAUCAACAAAUCAAUUCUUUUAUAACAAUUUACAUAUAAACAUUUCAAGCUACGAUUUUCAUUUUCUGUUUUUCUAUGAAUAAAUAUGAUAAAAACAACUACGAGCAAGGGCAACCCAGCGAUUCUCGUUGACUCUUUUAAAUAUCGAAAAGCGGGGCCGGUGUCCACCGGAGAUAUUGUUUGGAGAUGCUUAGCGAGAAAUUGCUGUGCUAGUGUUAGGACGGAUGCUGAAAUUGUCAUGCUUAAAAGUAGAACGGGAACGCAUAAUCACGAGAAAAUAGACAUGAAUACACCGCCUGCCUCAUCCAGAAAUUUUAGCGUAUCAAAUACUCAUGAUUCGUCUAUAACAAGUAAAUCUCCUGAAAAUUCUUUGAACAGUCUACCGGAAAAUUUGAUGCCAUUCGUAGAUAUAUCAUCUAAAUUAGAUAGCGAGCUUUCUGAGUCUUUACAUGAGGAGGUUUCUGCUUCAAACGACGGUGUAAGAGUGAUAAAGUCAGCGGCUUUUGAACUGUCAGUGAAAGAUUCUUCUUCUGAGUGCUGUCCUCAUUUACUGCAGGAAAUUCAUGAACUUAAAGAGACUCUUAAAAAGCGUCUAAUAGAGUGGGAAGCAGCGGUAGAUCGUGCUGCUGACAUGGAGACUAGGUUGAAUGAGUUUUCAGUUAAAUGUAGAUGCAGAAAAUCGCGAGUCGACGUAUCAUGCAAUACAGUGAAUAAUUAUGUAGCUGAGAUAGAUUUAUCUAAAAGUGUUUCUGUCAAUGAAAAUGCUUCAACCCUAAAAGAAAAAAUUAAAAAUCACAAGUUAGAAAUUGAAGGUUUGAGUGAUCAAAUAAAGAAAAUGAUGACUACGAUAGAAACUCUGGAAGCUGAUAAUCUCUGUCUACGGAACACAAUAACGGAAAAUGCUUCUGCGGCAUCAAGACUAACUUGGUCCAACCCUAAUGUCAAAUCGACUUCAAAUAUGACAUAUGCUUCAGUAACUAAACAAAAUAAAGUAAUUAAAGGUAAUACUGUAAGUUAUUCACGUUAUAGUGUUUAUUUGUGGGCUGAUAGUCAGGGUAGAAAAAUGAGAGAUUUAAUAUGGGAGAGACUGCCGGUUGGCUACUCAUGUGAGGCUUACGUUGCGCCAGGAGCAACUUUUGAAAUAAUUUCGAAUGAAAUGCUUUCUUGUAGUAGACGUCAUAAUCUGGGUCUGAAUGAUUGGGUGUUUGUUAUAGCGGGUACAAAUAGUGUGUCGAACAAUUUCAAAAAAAGCGAUAUUGAAGCUUACAUUAGAAAGUUGAGUUAUUUAGCAAAUGAAUAUGGAAAUUGUAAUUUGAUAUUGUCAACUGUUCCUUACAGGUAUGAUUUAAGUCUCAAUUCAACUGAAAAUGAAAUGAUUGAUGCGCUAAAUAGUGAAAUACGUUCCUUGUGUCAUAGGAAUAGCAUUCAUCUAAUUGAUAUAUGGUAUCUUGAACCUUCCAACUACACAAAGCAUGGUUUGCAUCUGAACAAAAAAGAACAAACCGAGCACGGGGUGGGUCAGCGAUUUUUGUUCAUGAUCAACUGGAAUUCAGGGCUCUUGAUCAUAUUAGAGACAUGUCAAUCGAAAUGGUAUGCGAAGUUUCAGCAAUUGAACUUGUCAGGGAUAAAAUAAUAAUUUUGUCAGUUUAUAGACCCUACAAUAGAAGUAUAAGUUUUUUUAAUGAAUUCUUAACGUGUUUUUAUAAUGUAUUAAGUGCUGUUUUUAAAAAUGGUUACAGUUUGAUCAUAUGUGGAGAUUUCAAUGUAAAUAUUUUAGGUCAUGAUUGCUUUAAAAAUGAUUUAUUGAAUUUGUUUGAGAGUUUUGGUUUGACUGUUACUAUUAAUGAUAUUACUAGACCUGGUCUUGAUGGAGUUUCAAAUGGAUCAUGUAUUGAUAAUAUUUUGACAGAUAUUCAUAAUAGUCUAUGGUCAACUGAAAUCAUUCACUCUCUCUUUUCUGAUCAUGAAGGAAUUCUGUUUAGACUCAACUUCAUAAAUAAGGAUGUAAAAAGUACUGUAAAUAACACUAAGUUUAGAUUAAUUAAUAAUGCUAAUGUAGGAAUUUUUCUAAGUUUUCUGAAAUCCAUAAAUUGGUUGGAGGUGUACUCCGUAACAAAUUAUAAUGAUAGGUACAAUAAAUUUUUUGAAAUAUUCAUGAGAGCUGUGAAUGGUUCAUUCCAAUGGAAAACUUGUAAACCCAAUAAUUUCAAGCAAAAAAAUGAAUGGUAUGAUAGUAGGCUAAGAGCGUUGAAGGCUAAAUGUGAUGGGCUGUAUCAUUUAUAUAAAACCUUAAAAACACCUGAGUUACUCUCCUGCUAUAAAGAAACAAAAAAGUCAUAUAGGAUUGAAAUAAAAAAGACAAGAAUUUCCUAUCACAAUAAAAUUAUAA